ACGCUGCUGGGCGAGUGUGUUUGGUGACGGUGGCUAAACGAACAGCACGAGCUUCCCGCAGAGGUUGUCACCCUUUAAGUUGAAGGGAAAAACAGCCCAGCUGGGGCAGUGGAAAAUCACCGUUUUCCAUCACUAUCACGGCUUGCUGCCUGUGCGUAUCCCUUCUGCACUGUAGGGAAAAUGGUGAACCGUCAGUUUCCAAUCACGUUGUUCCACGUUUUGUGAGAGAAGCAAACGGCAUCACUAAUUAGGGCAUCCCCGUUUGUGUGCGUGUGUGUAGCUGUGUGCCUGUAUUUUUCCUUCUUUUUGUGAAUUAGCGGAAAAAUUAGCAAAUCUGUGAGAUUUAAACAUCGAAAGCGGAGAAAAAGGGAAAAUGUGUACGUGAGAGAAGGCGCUAGUCCUGGUGACCCCCAGGGGGUAGGCGGCCCCCAAGAUGCUGCCGCUCAACGCUCGGGCCACAACACGAUGACGGCUGAUGACGACUGAUGACGGGGUAGCGUAUGUAAUUUGUGGAGAAAUUGUGCAAGGCCCCGAAUGGUGUAGUUAGUUCGCCGUCGUAUGAGUGUGUGUGUGCGUGCGGUGGUGGUUGGAGGAAGGUUCGCGAAAGUCAAUUUUGAUUUGUUUGAAGCACGCGGGGAGCGGCCACCACAACAGGAGCGAUUAUUAGCCAACGAUAGACACUGCGGGGAGAAUCGAAUUAGAUUUACGUGGUGAGAGAGAGAGAGGUGUGUGUGUUUUCAUGUGCGGGGAGAGGGUGUAGGGGUUUUAAACUGAGCAAAGCAAAAGAGCGUUAGCGAGAAACAACGGAAGCAAACAUGUUUAGCUGUCUUUGGCAAUUAUGGGAUUGGAUUGAUCCACCCACGUUCACGACGAUGGAGAGCAAAAAGCUGCAGCAGCUGCAGCAGGCCAACUCACACCUGGCGCCGAUGCCGCAGAUGAAGCCACCGCAGCAGGGCGGUGGCGGCUACCAGCACGGGUACGAUUACGGCGCCACCGGACCGGCACCGGGCCGAUCGGCCAUGUUUCCCGCCCAGUACCAGAGCUACGGCCAGCCGCAUCCGUCGGCGUCGUCGCUCCGGUCCCCUUACUCGACCGGCAGCCCCAAAUCUUCGCUCAGCACCAACAGCGGCGCACUGUACGGCGCCACGGACGGGGCUGACCUCUCGUCGGCCAGCGGGGCGGCCCAAUCCGGGUAUCACCUGCACCCGGCGCACCAUCAGCAACAACAACAACAGCAAGGUUUGCUGCACGCCCAGCAUCAACAGUAUCGCAGCAACACGCUCGGGCCCGGCGGCAGCGGUAGCUAUGGAUACGAUCAGCAACAGCAACAUCAGCUGUACCGCGUUAGCUCCCCAUCGAGCGGUAGUGGUGGAGAGCGGGAGCGGCUGUACCAGACCGCUCCGCUGGUACGGUCUGCUGGCGGUGGCGGCCCGGGUAGCAGUGGCGUCGGCACGCCCCACUCGGUGACCUCGGGCUCGACGGCCCACAACGCACCCAUGUCCAAGCUGGAGCUGCAGUUCCAGCAGCUGCAGCGGGAGAAGAUCCAGCAGCAGAUCAAAACGGCCACGGAAGCGAUCGCGCACCAGCAGCAAACGUUCGCACUGCGGCAGCAGCUCAACCCGCCCGUGCCGAACUACCAUCUGAAGCAGAACCUGCUCCAGAAUCUAUCCCAGCAUCAUCAGCAGCAGAUUCAGCAGCAGCAGCAGCACCAUCAGCAGCAGCAACAACAGCAGCAGCAACAGUUGCAGGUACACAAACAUCCACAAUAUCCUUCACAAGCGCAGCAGCAGCAACAGCAGAAGCAGUUAGCUCAGCAGCAGAAGCAACAGCAAAUGCAAAAACAGCAACAACAGCAAAUGCAACACGCAAUGAAGCAACAGCAGCAACAGCAGCAACAACAACAACAACGAUAUGCAGCGAACGGCAGUGGUUCACAGCAUCGAAACGCGCCACCAUCGAGCUUGAAUCUGCAGAACCACUGCCAGCCGGCUGCCAGCGAAACCGACAAGAUGAUGCGCUCCCACGUCCCAUCCUACCAGGGCACGCUGGAUUCCGGUGCCGCAGGAGGUGCCGGUGGUGCGUACGGAGAGGAGGGAGAAUCGCUGUACCUGCAGCGAGCCGGCUAUCAGCAGCAUGCGGGGAUGGCCAACUCGCCGCCCGGCGGUGCCGGUAGCGAAAUUAUCAUUCAGCAGAACAUUCCCGGGCAGGUGGUGAACCAAGCCUGCCAGACGCAGAUCAGCUCGAUGGUGCUGGCGGGCAGUAGUAACGCAGCCGGGCAGCAGCAGCAGCAGCAGCAGCAGAUGAAAUCCUCCCCCUCGGACACGCUGUCCAGCCCGUCGCACGAUUCGAGCGAGCGGAAGCGCAGCGCGGGAGGCCAGCAGCAUACGCUCAAGUCGCCCGUCACGCGGCGACCCGCCAACGCGCCCGUUGCGCUGGCCGGCUGGCUGUACAAGCAGGGCUCGGACGGGCUGAAGGUGUGGCGCCGGCGCUGGUUCGUCCUGUCCGAGUACGUGCUGUACUACUACAAGGGGCAGGAGGAGGAGAAGCUGCUCGGCACGGUGCUGCUGCCGUCGUACAAGGUGUCCGCCUGCUUCCCCGAGGACAAGAUCUAUCGCAAGUUUGCGUUCAAGUGCGAGCACGCCAACAUGCGCACGUUCGUGUUUGCGGCGGAGAGCGGCGAAUCGAUGAGCCAGUGGGUGAGGGCGCUGACACUGGCCACGAUGAUGAUACAGCCGGCGGGGGCGGAACAGGAGGAAAGUCUCUCCCAGCAGCAGCAGCAGCAGCAGCAGCAGUACAGCAGUGGCAAAGCGGGCGGUACUGGGACGGAGCUGCUGUCGAGUGAUUCGAGCGGUGGGCCUCAGUCGCACGGGUCAAACGAUACGAUGAAACUGAUCCAGCAAGCGAGUGGGAAUGGCAGUAGCAGCAGCAGUGGUGGUGGUGGUGGAGGUGUGUCUGCACUCAACGAUAGCAUGUCCAUGCCGCAACCGCUGUACGCCAAUGCUCCACCGAAGCCGAGACGCGUCAACGAUGGCGGCUACUCUUCGCCCAGCCCCGAACAUACGAUGCUGCACGAUCGGUACGAUCAAAUGGUGCAGCAGCAGCAGAUGCUUGCCACCGGAGGACCAUUCCCCCCGGGGGCAGUGGGGGGUGGUUCGGGCCCGCCGAACGGGGGCAUGGUACUGGGUAGCAGUCGAACACCAGCCGCACUAACGGCCCAUGCGAUCUACGGCGAUCCGAAGCGAAUCGAACGCGACCUGUACAUUCAGAAGCUGAUCGAGCAGCAGCAGCAGCAGCAGCAGAAAUUGAACGCUUCCAAGCAGCAACAGCAGCAGCAACAACAACAGCAACAGCAGGGAAUGCAGUCCUCUCCCAUGCACGGUGGUGGGGUACUGCGUAGCGGUGGUGGUGCCGGAACGAAUCCCUUCCUGUACCCCAGCAACGAUCGCCGGACGCCGGACACGUACGGGCCGCCCAACUCGGCGAUCGAUCCCAAGCACAUGUCCGACUAUGAGGACAUCUACAACCUAACGAUGCUGUCCAAGUCGCUGCCGGCGAACGCGAUGGAAGCGGCGGCGGGAGGAGGGGGUGUGCCAGCCGGCGGGACAACCUACAAACGGCCGUCCAGCCCGCUGCGCUACGAAGGCAAUGGAGCGUUUCCGGCGUACAUGGGCGCCGCAAUCUACAAUGCCGGCCAAUUUGAGCAUCAGUCACCGGGAGCUGCCGGUCAACAUCCCCAGCACGCCCAGAUGCGUGCACGACCCAUUCCACCGAGCAUUCCGCGGCCACAUUCUGCAGACUUUCUGGACUACGAAGCGCGCCAUCCAAUGAACCAAGCAGCCGGCGGUGUGACCGAUGAGCCAAGCCCUGUCCAUCGCACCCCACGGCCCAAAUCGAGCCUAGACAUCAACCGAACGCCCGAUCACUACUACUAUUCCGAGGCCAGCUAUGCCGAGAAGAUGCGCCUGCAAAGCGCUUCCUACCUGCAGCGGACAAACAACCCGGGAGCUGGGGCGUCGCGCAAACAACGAUCCGAUGAUAUGCAAGGAUUGUUUGUCAGCGGUACGAUGCCCCGGGAUGGACUGUACCGGAGCGGCAGUGGUAAAAUCAUGCAGCUGCAAGCAUCUGGCCAGCAGGGUGAAGAUUAUCCGCACGGUGGCUCGCAAAGUAUGCCCCGGCCGUCCGCUACCGACCAUCGGACCGGUGGCACCGGUCAGGGCCGUCCCACCGUCAGCAGCUUAAAGAAGCAGGGCACCGCCCAGCAGCAGCAGGAACAGUUUGCCCGUUCGGCGAGUGCCCGGUUGCCCCGCAAGGAGGAAGACUCGUCGCUGCGAGACGGCGAACGCAAGCGGGAAGAAUCCAUGAAGCGACUGCUCGAGUGGAAGCAGCGCAUGCUGCAAUCGCCGCUGACGAAGAAAAUCGCCAGCCAGCACGCGGCAACGAUGGCAUCGGCCGAAUCGCUCAAUCGUGGCUCCAAUGCAAGCGUUGGUGGUGCCGAUCGACGCAACGAGGACAUCUACGGUCUGAAGGCAGACGCUGAGGCCCUACUGCGCGGGGACUACUACGCAUCGAGCUACGAACGCCAGUCGGUGGGUGAUCUGACGGCCCUAAGCUCGGUGACGGCCGCCAGAAAGCAUGGGGGCAGUGCGGUCAACAUUGCGCAAGCGUCCUCGUCGGCGUUCGGCAGCCAGAUGAAGCUGAACGGUGACUACAACAGCUACUCGUCGGACGAUGAAGAUGGAAGAAAUUUUACGCCGGCAGGAAGGUCAUCCCCACUACUACUACCACCACUCGCUAGUACCGCUUCCGCGCAAGAGGUAGCGGACGAAGCACCACAACCACCACAACCACCACACAAUUUAACACCACACACCCCACCCCACUGCCACCAGUUUAGGGAAUUUCCACCGGCUGGCAGCAGCACCACUGACAAUAACAACAGUACGAUGCACGCAUUAACGCAAUCUUUUUACGCCGACCCGGCCGGCACUGGUGGCGGUGAGGGUAAUGCAAGGAGGAUGCUCCGCAAGGACGAUGGCACGGACCGAAACGGUCCACCGAUCGCGCAGGAGGUCGAGCAGGGCCAAUCGGCAGGACUGGAGACGAUGAUUGAGCGACAGGCUGAGGCAGAACAGACUGUUAAUGUUGUUGAUGAUGAUGAUGAUGAUGGGGUGUAUGAGGAUAGUUUAGUGAAUCACGCAAGCGUUAGCGCCAGUCCCAACCUCAGCGUGGACGCGAAUGUAUAUGAAAAUAGUUUUAUCAAAGCGCCAAAUGAGCACAAGAGCGUGGAGAGGGAUUUAGAGCAAUCGAAACAGUUCAGCGAUAGGGGCGGGUUACUUCGUCCCGCCACAAAUAACCACAGCAGCGAUAGCAGUAACCAGCUGCCAAGUGAUAAAGGUAGUGGUAGUAGUGUGAUAAAUGGUAGUGGGAACAGUAACCCGUCGCUUGACGACAACCCGUUGCACAUAAUGGAAAAGGGAGGUUCGUCGUCUAAUCAGCACGAUCAGCAAUUACAGUCGUACGUUCCAGUUUACAAGCACAGCAUAACGUCGCUGGGCAUUAAAAGCUUACAUUCCGGUUCGGUGAACGUUUCCAGUGGAGCAACUGGUAUGGAGGGGUUCAAGGGGGUGUCCACUCCAACUAGGAGCGAGUCUUUGAGAGAAAAGGACUUGACGGAGCACGGCAGUGAAAAUUAUUCCGACCAAGAAGACAUCGAGAAAGGUGCAGACGACGGAGAGGACAUCUUUGAGUACACGGACGAAGAUCUGGACGAAGCGCUGCAGCAAGCUGAACAGCCGGAGCCGGAACUGUCGUCCAAAGGCAACCCGUCCGCCGCCGAGCUGCUGAGCCGCCGGGCGCUGGACGACGAACUUUCCCUGCAAAUAAUGGAAGGGCACUAUAUGCCGAUGACGCCGCGCAGGACCGUAAUCAGCUCGGCAAGCAGCUGCACAACGCUUUCGCUCAUGAACGCGUCCAGCAGCAACACGGCGGUUGGCGGAAAGUUACGACCCUGCGAAAGCCUGACCGCGAUGGACAUUCUCGACUCGAUACAGAAAGGCAACGGAGAGAUGCAGAUAUGCAACGCGUACGACGAAAGCACGUACAUCGAGAUGACCAAGGGAACGCACGGGAAGAGCGUGUUUGCCACGGCGGACGAGCUGCGGGGAACGACGUACGAGAUGAUCAUGGUGCGUACGGAUCCCGCGUCCCGAUCGGCUUCGGGGAAGGGGGGGAGUGGCGGCAAGGCCGGUGAGUUUGGGCAGGGGAAAAAUGGGCCUCCGCCGCCGCCGCCGCCGGUCGAUUCGGAACCACUGUACAUGGAGCUGUCGCAACUGCACAGUAACAUCAAUGCGCUAAAGGACACGAACCGGGCGCUGGCAGACGAAGCUACGCAAAGGGAUGCAAAGAAGCAGGACAGUGUGAAGGGCGGGCCUGAGGGGGGCCAAACAAAGAUACUAACGGGCGGCGGGACGGAAAGUACGAUCGAAUUCGGUGGCGAAAAGACGAGCACAGUGGUGCGGAUGAAAAACGCAAUGACCGGCGGUGGUAAUACCGCCGGUAGUGGCGGCGGCGUUGGUGGUAACAAGAAGAAGAAAAAGGAUAAAAACUGGCCCGACAUCGUGAUGCAGUCGAGCAAGCCGGAUGACAGUGACAGUGAAUCGGACACGGCCGGUGGUGGUGACAAGGUGACGGAUGACUGUAAGCGCAUCGCCAAAAAGAAGCACGGUGGCAAAGAGAAGAAGCACCUAGCGACAACGCACAGUGCCGAGCUGCAGAGCAAAACGAUGGCCCGGUCGCGAUUCAGCCUGUCCGACACCUUCCGGCCGGCGUCCUACUAUUUGGGGGCCAGUGGCAGUAGCAACAACACUCCGUUCGGUCUUCACGGUGGUGGGGCGGGCGACGGCACGUUUGACAGCUUGCUGGACAGUUCCGACAGUGACAUCGUAUCUCCGCCUCCGAUACCGAUCACUUCACUACCGCUUGAUGAACCCGAUGGUACUGGUGGUGGUGGUGGAGAUGAAGAGAGAGUAGGGUUGCUAGGACCGGGCAUCGAUUUCGCCCGGUACGCCGACCGGGAACGGUUUCGCUCGAGCGAAGCGAUCGAUCUAAUUAGAAACCAUCACGCCGCGCAGCAGGAGAAGCGACAGUCGGUGCAAAGCUUGGUCGCGGGUACGUCCAGCGGUGGCCAGUCGUUGGCCGGCUCGAUGAACCUUUCGUACGGGAUGCGGCGCGAAAGUGGCAGCAUCUCUUCCAACCGGUCCAGUUUGCGCAGCAGCUCGCAGGGUCUUUUUACUAGCAGUGGCGCUGCUGGUAAGCCUGGGCGCGAUUCACUAGCGGGUAGCGGAGCGGACCGGUAUGACGGUGUGUCGCAUGCGUCUUCCGAGUAUGAGCUGCUGCUGCGGGAAACCGGAGCGAACGGAGGACGAACGACGACGAUGGGAGCGAACAGGGAUAAUAGCGCGUCUGCCCGCAGCUCGAUCACGCUGUCCGAAACGAGCGGGUCCAUCGAGUGGAGAAGCCGAUCGUGCAUGGAUGUGUCGAUGCGGAACAAACGGCGACCGAUAUCGGGCAGUUCCAUCAACUGCCCGAUCGAGCUGGCAUUGGAUGGUUGCGAAAUUGCCAGCGCUGAGGUCGAUCGCUACUCGCACAGCGUUGGCGGAGGAGGAGGCGGAGGAGCUGAGAUGAACAGCAACUCGUCCAACUUUUCGCAGAACGGGCACGACAACAGCAUCUACUACGAGAAUGUCGACAUGCCGGGUCCGCCUCCGCACGGGUCGUCCGAAUCGAUCGGGCGCACCAGCUCGUCCGGUCCGAUUCUCAGCCCGCUGAGGGAGAAAAACCUCUCGCUGCACGAUGCCCGCUGCCAGUCGGAGUACCUCGGCACGGUGCUGGAGGGCCACAGUCUGGACGUGGAGAAUGCUUCCCUUUCGUCGUCGGCCCUCGAUCCGGACCAGCAAAGCUCGUGCACACUGCGCGGUGAUUAUGAGCGGGCGAAUCAGUGCAACAGGACGAUUACGCCGAUCGAGGAGGGUGGCGUGGCGCAACCACUACACAGCCGCAACAACAGUACACUGUCGUCGGAGGGAGCACCGUACUACUACUCCGAUCUGCAGGCAAGGGUAGGAUCACGCGAGGACGAUCGAGUCGCGCAGCAGCACAGCCGUCAGCUGAGCAGUGAACGAUGUGGAGGACCGAUGGCGACGAUCACCCAACCAGGCGACACGUUGAACAAUCAGCGCGAUCCGGGCGGGUUGCGCAAACCGACGACGGGUAGCAUUUUUCACAUCCACAAUCCGCUAAACAACACGCUCAAGGCGGCCAACCUGUUGCUGCACGCGUCCGCCACCGAGAAGCACGCGGAUAUCGAUCGGAAAAACAUCUACGAAUCCGACCGGAUCGGGCAGAAGGACGUGAACAAAACGAUCGCUGCGUCGCUGGCGGCGGGCGGCAGUAGAGCGGUGGCUGGCAGAUCGGGUUCAUCGUUAUCGAUGGCCACCUCGAAGGAUGGCAGUGCGGUGAACGUACGGCAGUCGACUGGUUCGUUGGGUGGUGGUUAUACAGGUGUCGUCGGUGGAGAUGGUGGUGCGUAUUCCGCCGGCAAUGGUGAUCCUGCUGCAGGAUGUAGUAGCAGCAGCAGAAGAGACAGUGUGCAGAUGCAACAAAUGCUUGAUACGUCCGGAGGUAACAUCUCGUCCGGAGAUCAGCUCUGGGAGGAAGACACCCUUUGGCGGGAUAACUUGCGCCGCGUGUCGCACAUUCAUGCCAAAUCGAUGGACAAUCUUGAUCAUCUCGGUACGAUCAGGUCACCAUCGUCUGCUGCUCUGCUGGUGAAAACGAUCAACCAACAGCAGCAGCAGCAGCAGGAACAGCGGGAAAUGCAGGAACAAAGGUUGCGUGACGCACACCAGGACGCUGCCCACGGUGAAGAGACGAACCCCAAACCAAUCGUUAAGAUCAAUCGGAAGGAUGUGACGUAUGUUAACGAGCAUCUAGCACAUCUGCCAGUGUCGAAAGCAGUAUUCGGCGAACAAUCAUUAUCGGCUGCUGCGGUUGCUAACAAAUCCAUCUUACGCACUCCCUUAGCAAUUGAAGAAGGAGCGGGUGGCAAUGGGGACGAUGAUGAUGUGUAUGUGCAGCUUGCCAGCAACGUGUCCUCCUCCGGUACGAUCGUACGGGACGGUCGGUGGUCCUCGUCCAGCGGGCGUGACUCGGAUGCGGUGUACGAGGUGCUGCGCGACGAAAUCAACCGCUACGACAUCAAUCGCGAAACGAUACGCCAGUGGGAUUUGAUGUCUAGCGGGCUGGUCAAUAGUAGCAAUUCAGCGGGCGGCAGCACUUCCAGAUCUGGUGGAAAUAACAGCAGUGAAACGUACCACCAAAAACCGUUGUCUGCUGGUAAUGGUGGCAUCUCUGGCAAACCGAACGCUCAACAGCCUGCCAUGGAGGGUGCAGGUGAUGCCAUAACGUUGCCCAGCGCCGACACUAGAUCACUUGCGGCGAAACAAUAUUACUUAGAGGCGUGUGAAAAACCCCACGACGUUAUGUCUGUGAGCAGUCUGAACAGUGGCAAGCACAGUAUGGAAGACAGUAAGCGAAAGAUGGAAACGUUGAGAGAUAAAUAUAAUUUGGACAGUGGCAAACACGUGAACGGUCGAAUAGAGGACGGAAGAGGAGUAAUGCAUUUAGAAGACAGUUUGAAUGUUAGAAAAAACCAAUAGGAAAAAUGAGGAAUUAAUCGGAUAGCUGAAACAAAAGCCAAAAUCGUGUAAAUAGUGUUAAACCUAACAAGCGAAUAUGCUGCACACUUUUUCACACUCGAUUACAAUAACAAUUUUUGUAUUAUUGUACGCAUAAAAUAUUGGAUGCAAGAUAUUGUUAAUUCUACCAUGUACAGUAUAUUUUUCAUAUUAGAUGUAAUUACAUUCCAAUAGGAAUUGUGCGGUUGCGGUAAUGUGCGAGAACCUCCGUUUACAAGGUGACACAUGAAAUUGAAUAAGAUAAGUUGGAUAAUAGCGCAUUUAUAUUUUCCCUCGGUUAUUAUUGAUGUAAAGUCUGUGCAGACACAUAUUGCAAAUAUUGUAAAUAUAUAUACAUGUAAAAACAA
Anopheles gambiae (African malaria mosquito) is the source of this 10102-nucleotide messenger RNA. RefSeq lists its product as uncharacterized. The coding region runs from base 816 to 9716 and encodes 2966 amino acids. NCBI's taxonomy places the organism in Eukaryota, Metazoa, Arthropoda, Insecta, Diptera, Culicidae. The record is from RefSeq and is a predicted model, not a curated record. The transcript is spliced from 6 exons.